Chanos chanos (milkfish) is the source of this 1435-nucleotide messenger RNA. It is a transcript of the gene stub1, whose product is annotated as STIP1 homology and U-Box containing protein 1. The record is from RefSeq and is a predicted model, not a curated record. Gene Ontology annotation, cellular component: Z disc; cytoplasm. Gene Ontology annotation, biological process: protein polyubiquitination; proteasome-mediated ubiquitin-dependent protein catabolic process; positive regulation of proteolysis. NCBI's taxonomy places the organism in Eukaryota, Metazoa, Chordata, Actinopteri, Gonorynchiformes, Chanidae. The transcript has 8 exons. Gene Ontology annotation, molecular function: ubiquitin protein ligase activity; protein-folding chaperone binding. The coding region runs from base 394 to 1242 and encodes 282 amino acids.
CGCUAGCUCCUCUUUUAGAGGAGUAAAAAUGUCCAGUUUGCGGACGGAAUCGUCCAUAUGUACGCAUAUAUGUCGUCUUAACUGUGUUCAUCGGUUCACUUGAGAAUAUUCCAAUAUUUUCGGGGAGAAAAAGAAGCCAAAAUAUUAGGUCCACCGGUGAGCUAGCUAAGGUUAGCACCCCGAUAUCGCCUGAGUAUCGGCCGGAGGCAGCACCUGGGCAGCGGAGACUGUACUGUGUGUCAGACUGAGAGUCGCCUAGUUCUGGUUCAGAGACACCACACUCCAUCUGUCGCGGUUCCCCCGGCGAGCGACCGGAACCCUUAAUCGAAGAAAACGGGGAACAGAAUCGGUAAGCAGCAAGGCGGAGCGGCUGCGGCGGAGUCCGGUGAGAAAAUGGCGGGUAGCCCGGAGAAGAGCUCGUCAGCACAGGAGCUGAAGGAGCAAGGCAAUCGCUUGUUCCUCUGCCGAAAAUACCAGGAGGCCGCAACCUGUUACAGCAAAGCGAUAAAUCGGAACCCUUCUGUAGCAGUGUACUACACUAAUCGUGCGUUGUGCUACGUGAAGCUGCAGCAGUAUGAUAAAGCGCUGGCUGACUGUAAACAUGCCCUGGAGUUGGACAGCCAGUCUGUGAAGGCUCAUUUCUUCCUCGGCCAGUGUCACCUGGAGCUGGAGAACUAUGAAGAGGCCAUUGGCAACCUGCAGAGAGCGUAUAACCUGGCAAAGGAGCAGCGUCUGAACUUCGGCGAUGACAUUCCCAGUGCUCUGCGCAUUGCUAAGAAGAAGCGCUGGAAUAGUCUGGAGGAGAAACGGAUUAGCCAGGAGAACGAGCUUCACGCCUAUCUCACGAAACUCAUCCUUGCUGAGAAGGAGAGAGAACUGGAGGGCUGCAGGGAGAAACAGGAUGACAAUCAGAGUGAAAUCAGCAAAAUCAAAUCUAAACAUGAUAAGUAUCUGUCUGACAUGGACGAGCUGUUCUCUCAGGUGGACGAGAAAAGAAAGAAGCGGGAGAUUCCUGAUUACCUGUGUGGGAAAAUCAGUUUUGAGCUGAUGAGAGAGCCCUGCAUCACUCCCAGUGGGAUCACAUAUGACCGCAAGGACAUAGAGGAACACCUGCAGCGUGUAGGUCAUUUUGACCCUGUUACCCGUAGCCCACUGACCCAGGAUCAGCUCAUCCCCAAUCUGGCAAUGAAAGAAGUCAUUGAUGCUUUCAUUCAGGACAAUGGCUGGGUGGAGGACUAUUAACCUCAUACACACACAAACAAACACACACGUGCUGGACAGUAAAGCGUGUGUGAACAGAUUGAAUGCCCUCCUCACACACUGAAGGUUUGGAGUGCGUGUGUGAGACCAAUUACCCUGCUGUCUGUUUGCUUUAAUCACAACAUGUCUUUGUCCACACAAGUCAACACACACACCUCAGGCCCUGUCCUAUGCC